This is a messenger RNA of Gadus macrocephalus (Pacific cod), 2438 nucleotides long. RefSeq names its product dual specificity protein kinase CLK4-like. The record is from RefSeq and is a predicted model, not a curated record. Gene Ontology annotation, biological process: regulation of RNA splicing; protein phosphorylation. The coding region runs from base 917 to 1960 and encodes 347 amino acids. Gene Ontology annotation, cellular component: nucleus. The transcript is spliced from 9 exons. NCBI's taxonomy places the organism in Eukaryota, Metazoa, Chordata, Actinopteri, Gadiformes, Gadidae. Gene Ontology annotation, molecular function: ATP binding; protein tyrosine kinase activity.
AUGUGUUGGACUAGUUAAGCAUCGGUUGGGUUAGUUUGGUUAAGUCCCAAACUAAAGGGGUAGAUUGACCUGGGGGGGGAGCUUGUAGACAUCCUAGCGGGCUGAACUACUGGGGAUUGUCAAUGGUUAAAGCUGUUAAACCAAGGUCUACAAGCUUGUGCUCUGCGUAUGAUUUUUAUUUUCUGUACCACUGAGAAAGUCUCUCAUCUAAAAAAAUAUCUUGUUGCCAUGUUUUUCUUCUGUAACACACACUAUGUGGUGGCUGCCGCCCAAAUGCCUUUCUCUGGUGGGGCUGAAUUUGAAUUUGCUGCUCCGUCCAUUCGCCCGGCGGUGUUACUGAACGGCCCGAAUCUAUCCACACCUCCCCCACACCCCCCCUUGGCCCGGUUGAAUGAAUGCCGAUGAUGUCGCGUUGUGGCGGCCUGGUGCUGACUGGCUGAUGAUGGGUUAUUGAUGUGGUCGACUCCCCGCGGUGCAGAGGAGGAGCCAUCGGCGCAGGAAAAGAUCCAGGAGUGUUGAGGAUGAUGGCGAGGGUCACCUCAUCUAUCACAUUGGAGACAUGCUGAGAGCGAGAUGUAUAGAAUAUAAACCUUUUUAUUUUUACUGUUUCUACUCUCUAUCACAGUCUUCUCUCUUGUUGUCUGGAUGAUUGUUCAGUUGCACAGUCUUAAGUAAACCGGAGCGUAGACCGACUCCAGGGCCCAGGCCCUUUGCUAAGAUAAGUUGUAAGGCUAGAGCUCACUCUGCAGUGUGACAGUUUAAUGUUGUGUUGGACUACACCAGCCACAUAUGUAGACUAGCUUAGCAGAGUGCGUGUGUGUAUGUCAGGUAGUGAAGCAGCAGGAGGCCUGUGUUGUCCACCGCCGUCCGUGCCGCGGUGCUAACUACCUCUCUCUCAUUCCCCGUAGAUGAGAUAAUGUCCACUCUAGGAGAAGGAGCCUUCGGGAAGGUGGUGGAAUGCAUUGAUCAUAACAAUGGUGGACCUCGCAUGGCUCUGAAGAUCAUUAAGAACAUUGACCGCUACCGAGAGGCGGCCUUGUCUGAGGUAGAGGUCCUUGAACAGAUGAACUCGCUGGAUUACGACCGCAAAUAUCCAUGUGUGCGCAUGUUGGACUGGUUCGACUACCACGGCCACGUGUGCAUCGCCUUCGAGCUGCUCGGCCUCAGCACCUACGACUUCCUGAAGGAGAACAACUUCCAGCCUUUCCCCAUCGAGAACAUCCAGCACAUGGCCUACAGCAUCGUUAGAGCGUGCCGCUUUCUGCAUAAGAACAAGCUCACGCACACGGACCUGAAGCCGGAGAACAUCCUCUUCAUCGACUCCCAGUACGACAUUGAGUACAGCCCCAUACUGAGGAGAGACCAGCGCACCCUGAAGAACCCGGAGGUCAAGGUUGUGGACUUUGGCAACGCCACCUAUGAACACGAGCACCACACGUCGGUGGUGUCCACCCGGCACUACCGUGCCCCCGAGGUCAUCCUAGAUCUGGGCUGGGACCAUUCCUGUGACGUGUGGAGCAUCGGGUGUAUCCUGGUGGAGUACUACCUGGGCACCACGCUGUUCCAGACCCACGACAGCAAGGAGCACCUCGCUAUGAUGGAGCGAAUCCUGGGCCCGAUCCCCACCCACCUCCUCCAGAAGACCAGGAAACGUCGCUACGUCCACCGCUACAAGCUGGACUGGGAUGGGAACAGCUCGUCAGGGAGGUUCGUCAAGAAGAGCUGCAAACCGCUCAAGGAGUACAUGAUGUGUCAGAGCGAGGACCACCAGAACUUUUUUGACAUGGUGGAGAAGAUGAUGGCGUACGACCCGGCCAAGCGCCUCACCUUGGAGCAGGCCAUGAGACACCCCUUCCUCGCUGGCCUGCACAAGACGAAUAGCAGCCGUAACCACCACCGGAGCAGCAGUAACCACAACAACAGCAGCAGCAGCCGCAGCAGCAGAGGCAGCAAGUUUUAACCCCCAGCCCUCUGUCAGGACCCCCGCCUGCAUGAAGACCGUUCUCUGAACCCGGAACACAAGCCUGCUGUCUGACUCUCUGGGAGAGAUUGUGAACUUGACGACUGUAUCAGUCCACCUGCCCAUAUCCUCUUAUCCUGGUUACGAACAGAAACGGCCCGAUCUCGGCAUCGAUGUUUCAACGCUUCCCUCUGGAUUUCUUUGGUUUAUUUAUUCGUCUUUGUAAAUGUAAAAGUUUUCUCAAGAUCUUUUUUUUUUAUUUUUUUUUUUACUGUCCAUAAUGUAAACUUGAGGUUUAAAUGUAAAAAAGUUAUGCUAAGGUUUGAUAAUUGUAAAUGCUGGGGCUAGGGGCGGAUAUUCUGUACAUUUGAUCAAUUGACUUGUGCCGUUUUCCUUUAGGGCUAUUUUUUGUCUUGAGGGGAUUUAUAACUUUUGCAACCAUGUUCUUUUCUCAAUAAACGAUGUAUUUCGUACUGAU